Molecule: messenger RNA, 2041 nt
Organism: Trametes versicolor FP-101664 SS1
Lineage: Eukaryota; Fungi; Basidiomycota; Agaricomycetes; Polyporales; Polyporaceae
Product: Mur ligase
Exons: 1
Coding region: 1-1536 (511 amino acids)
Biological process (GO): folic acid-containing compound biosynthetic process
Cellular component (GO): mitochondrion; cytoplasm; cytosol
Molecular function (GO): dihydrofolate synthase activity; tetrahydrofolylpolyglutamate synthase activity; ATP binding
Source: RefSeq, a predicted model, not a curated record
AUGUCCAUCGAUCUCUCACUCGACAGGAUCAAGAGGUUGCUGGGCGUCCUGGCCUACACCCGACCCACGAUCCACAUCGCAGGAACGAAUGGCAAAGGCAGCGUUUGUGCCCUGGUAUCCUCGAUUCUUACAGCCGCGGAACCCGCUCUCGCUAUCGGGAGGUUCAACAGCCCACAUCUCAUCUCGGUGCUAGACUCUAUUUCCAUCAAAAAUAGACCGAUAUCGGAGGAGGCGUACUUCUCCGCAAAGGAAACUGUAGAACGAACCGACAAAGAGAACACCAUCGGCGCAAGCAACUUCGAACUGCUCACAUGCACAGCGCUGGUAGCCUUCGAGCAUGCGGCCGUAGACGUCGUCAUUCUUGAGGUUGGAAUGGGCGGCCGCCUGGACGCAACAAACGCCGUGUCAGACGACUGCAUCCUCGUCUCUGCCCUUACCGCCGUCGACCUCGACCACCAGGCUUUCCUCGGAAACACGGUCGGAGCUAUCGCUCGCGAGAAGUCCGCAAUAUCCAGACCUGGGAGGCCAUUCGUGAUCGGUCCGCAAGUUCACUCCGAGGUCACUGACGUCGCGCGAUCUGUUGUAGCCGCGGUGGGAGGGGAGGUGAUCCCCCUGCCCAUUGUGACCCGGGCCAAUUGGGACGACGCUCUGGAUGGCCCGCCGCCGCCAAGAGACCCCGCAUUCGAGGGCGCGUCUCCACGCCUUGUCCAAGUCUCCAUGGCCUGUUUCACCGAGCCCGUCCGCGCCCUUCUUCCAUUGCACGGAGCGCAUCAGCUCGCCAACCUCCGCGUCGCGGCAGGAAUUAUCUCCGCCGUGCUCACCCACUCAUCCUGCGAGAAAUUCGGCCUGGGGCUGCGCGACCGCAUUACGCCCACCGCGGUCGCCCGCGGGAUCGCGAACACCCGCUGGCCCGGCAGGUUGUCCUACCACACGCUCACGCUGCCCGCCCAGGCACCGGCCGAACCGUCGGGGGCUCAGAAGCUGCUAGUUCUCGCGGACGGCGCACACAACCCCGCCUCUGCGACCGCACUUGCUGAGUACCUCACUGAGCUCUUGGGAGAGUCUCCCCAGGGGACGCCGAAUCGCCCACUAGUGCUCACAUUUGUGCUUGCGCUGUCGCACUCGCCGCCGAAGACCCCAGCACAGACCCUUGCCCCGCUCUUUGCGCUGCGCGAACGUCUUCCCCGGGGCCGCCAAGUGCGGAUAGGUGCCGCGCUGCUCCGCUUCACCCCACCCGCAGGGAUGCCCUGGGUCCGCCCCGAACCACCCUCGGUGAUCCGUGCCGCCAUCAGCACACUCGUCCCCUCGCCCGGGUCAACCAUCGACCUCUGGCCAGACUCAGACGCGAACGAAGCAGAAGCGGCGGGCAAAAGCGAAACGGCGCUCGAGCGGGCCCUGCGCUGGGCCGCGGGUCGGCACGCGGCCGGGCGCGAAGACGCGCUCGUCGUGCUCGCGGGCAGCCUGUACCUCGUCGCGGAUUUUUAUCGGCUGCUCGCCUCGCUCGGGCAGGCGCAGGAGAUCUGGGGUGCGAACUGAGAGGCCUGCGCCCUGCGCGCGCGAGAGCGCGCUGUCAGCGAGACGGAGGUGCGGACGUCCGUUCGUGUUGCCCGCUCACGCGCGCAUUCUCCGCAGGAAUCUGGCAAUGCUCAGACGGCGGCGGACUGGGAACGGAGAAGCAGCAGCGGCAGGCGAGGUUCCCGCAGUGAACCGUGGACGUACGCAGGCCCAGGGUCGCCAUCCAGGCUCUAGUGCCGCUUACGUUCGUGCUGGAGAGAAGAUGCCGGGGGCGGGGCACGCGCGCGGCCGCGCACUGAACAGGCGGGUGCGCGUUUCUCCGACGCUUAUCCCGAGAACGUCGAAGGCGCGCCGCUGUGGGACUGUGGGGGUGCGCGUCCGGCUCGACAAAUGGACGGGGCAUGGGACCCGAUCGCGGGAGAUCGGCGAUGUGUGCGCGUUUGCCGUGGGUGGAGGCCGGUUGGGGUAUGUCGGUGCAGUUUCGGAUGUAUGGGCGCGCGCAUCGCAAUAGAAAGCUUGUUUCCGC